AUGGAGCUAAACGUUUCUUCAUUCUACGAUGGUGAAGACACGAACCAAACGACGAAGAAUCAACUAAAUAGUACUGCGCUAGAUAAUGAAAACUCUGAUGAUUGUAGCAACCAGCAAAAAGGUAAAUGGAAGCUUUCACCUAUUGUAGCUGAAGAAUCAAGACGCCCAAUUUUCAAAAAGCAAGGAAAAACGCCAACAACAAUUACCUUCAAGACACCCCUGAAAACUCAAGAUUUAAAUAAGCAAGAAGAUGCUGGUUAUGAUUCGAAAUGCACUACAGAGGGAGAAAAUAAUGAUACGUCUUGUUCGACACCUUCUAGAAACAACGUCAAUUCUUCAAUGUCUUUAGCAACUGAUCUCUCUUCGUUAAUUGCGAGCAAUAGUUUGAAUCCGUUCGAUUCAAUCAUUAUCAAUUCACUUCAUAAGUGUGUCAAUUUUAGUCCACGGGUCGUUUUUUCACAAGAAGGUUCAAGUUCGUCGGAAAAUCAACAAGAUGAAAAAUUCCAAUGGAGUGUCGAGCAGCUCGCUGUCCUCAAGCCGGCGCAUAUUACUGAAGACGAAAUUGCUGCGAGCUACCAUUCGCCAGUGCCGGAGCUUGAAGAAAAAGUUCAGGAAGUUCUCAAUGUCUAUUGGUCUCAAAACGUCAGCUAUAUUCCGUCUCCAGAUGGACCUAGAUAUGUACACCUACCGCAUCGAAAUGGAAAUACCACCACGAUAGUUUAUGGUCCGGAGGGUACUGUAUCAGCAAUUAGGCCCCAACAGAAGCAAGAAUUGACUCCAUCGCUAAGUAAUAUUGUUAGAAAACGAGAAGCAGCGAAAGCAGCUUAUGCAACAUCCUCGCCAAAGCAAAGACCAAUUAAAAGAAAUAUUAAAACAAUGCGAACGUGCAACUCUCAAACCGAGAUCACAAUUCCGCCGAAUGCUGACAUUGAUUUGAAGAAAAUUUUAGGCGAUGAAUUUAUUCAUCAAGCUUCUGACGAUGCGGAUGCUGAAGAAAUUUUUGAUGUUUCGAUGUCGUCAAAUUUUUCAAUGAGAAGAAGACUUUUCUCGUCUAGCAAUGAUGAUAACGAGGAAGCGGAUGCUUCGAUGAAUUCUUGUGACGAUUCUCAACGAUUCAACGACUCACUUUCGCCGGUUCCGAGCAACAAUGAUGAAAGUAUUGUGCCUGAUGAGCAGAAAAGCUCGCAAAUUGCUAUUAAUAUCUCUAUUUUGAACGAUUGUAUGAUGCAAUCGAUGGAGCAGUGCGAAAAUUCUGAAGACAACGCCGAAGACAACAAAGAAAACGACGAGAAUCGAACAUUUCAUAACGAUAGGCAUAUUAGUUAUAAUGAAUAUGAAAUGCUUGACAAAUCGAGCUCAUCGGAAGUAACGCCGCGUCACGAAGAUCUUGAUUGGACGCCGAGGCGAGUCGAAGUGAAGCAGUCAAGAUUCCGCGAUUUCAUGCUCGAACUUUCGCCGAUAGUGCCAAAAAUUGGGCAAAACAGUCCAUAA
Caenorhabditis bovis is the source of this 1491-nucleotide messenger RNA. Lineage: Eukaryota; Metazoa; Nematoda; Chromadorea; Rhabditida; Rhabditidae. The record is from the annotation of a GenBank genome assembly.